Ochotona princeps (American pika) is the source of this 355-nucleotide messenger RNA. RefSeq names its product defensin beta 114 (gene DEFB114). The record is from RefSeq and is a predicted model, not a curated record. Lineage: Eukaryota; Metazoa; Chordata; Mammalia; Lagomorpha; Ochotonidae. The coding region runs from base 66 to 269 and encodes 67 amino acids. The transcript is spliced from 2 exons. Gene Ontology annotation, cellular component: extracellular region. Gene Ontology annotation, biological process: innate immune response.
CUUCCUAGGUUAAUUUAAAAGUUCUAGAUUCUCCUUUAUAUUUUUCAGUUAAUCUUUUCUACAGAAUGAAGAUGUUGUACUAUCUGCUUCAUUUUUUGAGUUUUAUGGCCUUUAUUCUACCAGCCUCAUGUUCUUUUGUGGAAGCUGAUCGUUGCACAAGAUGGAAAGGUUCGUGUAGGAGAAAAUGUCUCUUGAGUGAAAAGCAUGUUGACAUAUGUCCCACACGAAGCAAGAUUUGCUGUGUUGGAAGGUCAUUUUUUGAGGUUUAAUAUUGAAAAGAAGAUAUUCUUUUGAAUAAAGAAAUUGUGCACCUAUACAGAAAUUUUGAGAUUAUUUUAAAAGUCUAUGAAAUAAA